AUGUCUAAUGCCGAAGCGGCCCGUUUGUACGAGUCCAUAAUUGAAGAUGUCAUAGCGGAAUCCCGUCAGGACUUUGAAGACAGUGGGAUAGACGAAACUACUCUACAGGACCUAAGAAAGCUGUGGCGAGACCGUUUGAGCCUGACCAAGGUGGCAGUUUUCCCCUGGGAUCCUGCCCCGGAUUCUGUUCCAGAACUUGAUUCCAUAUCCGCAAACCAGAUCGCGGCCCCGCAACAGAUACACUCGCAGCAAUUGCUGGUUCCCCAGUCUGAUAUUUCAUUGCCGAUGCCCAAAACCGAAGACCAACAACACAUUAUGCUUCCAGGUGGUGGAAUCGUGAACCAGGCUGAUGGUGGAGCAGAUAUCACAUUUGAGCUUGAUGAGCAGGAUGCCAUGAAGUUGCGCAAGUAUGAGAAGAAAAUACAACGAAAGAGACUUUUGAAGCAACGGCAGGAGGCCCGUGCUUUGCAGGGAGGUUUGGUGACUCAAGCAGAUGGUGGAGAUGAUUCUGAUGACUCCGUGUUUGGAGGUGGAGACUCAGACGAUAUAAACUCAGACUUGGAUGACCCGGACGAUGACGAGCUGAACUCAGACGACGACAAUGAGGACCAAGAAGGGAACAUCAUGUUGUGUCUGUAUGACCGUGUUCAGCGUGUGAAAAACAAGUGGAAGUGCACUUUGAAGGAUGGGGUCACCAAUAUUGACGGAAAGGACUAUGCCUUCCAGAAGGCGACUGGUGACUCGGAAUGGUAA
This is a messenger RNA of Kuraishia capsulata CBS 1993, 753 nucleotides long. RefSeq lists its product as uncharacterized. Lineage: Eukaryota; Fungi; Ascomycota; Pichiomycetes; Pichiales; Pichiaceae. Gene Ontology annotation, cellular component: transcription factor TFIIA complex. The coding region runs from base 1 to 753 and encodes 250 amino acids. The transcript is spliced from 3 exons. Gene Ontology annotation, biological process: transcription by RNA polymerase II; transcription initiation at RNA polymerase II promoter. The record is from RefSeq and is a predicted model, not a curated record.